Messenger RNA from Ochotona curzoniae (black-lipped pika), 3718 nucleotides. It is a transcript of the gene S100PBP, whose product is annotated as S100P binding protein. Lineage: Eukaryota; Metazoa; Chordata; Mammalia; Lagomorpha; Ochotonidae. The record is from RefSeq and is a predicted model, not a curated record. The transcript is spliced from 6 exons. The coding region runs from base 130 to 1386 and encodes 418 amino acids. Gene Ontology annotation, cellular component: nucleus; cytosol. Gene Ontology annotation, molecular function: calcium-dependent protein binding.
CCUGGCGGGGCGGGGGAUGAGGCGCCUGUUGCUUCUUCGAAGGGGGCUGCGCACCCCAUCCGCCCGGUUUUGAGGGAGAGGGACGCCCUCGCUCUACCGUGAGAAGAGCUUGGUUCUCGCUUCUGAGAUAUGAUGUGCUCACUGAUGCCCUCCGAACGGUCUUCUGCAGCCUCUUUCCUGCAAAGCAACAGAGCCUCGUUUUCUUGGGGUUCCUUGGAUGAAGAAUUGGAUGAUUCCUUGCUGGAGCUGUCUGAUGGCGAGGAAGAUGACGGCCAUUUCAGUUACACAGAGGAAGAGAUCCAGGAGCUUUUAAAAGAUGAUGACCUGUCAAAUUCUUGGGGAGGAGGGUUGCAGAAAGAUGAUGGUGGACACGUUGAGAAAGGAGGGAGAGGGGGUGCAGUUCUCCUUGAUCCUGCCCGAGAGGAGAGCUCCCUGUGCAGCCCGGGACCAGUGCCUCGGUCCCCUGGUCUCUCUAAACUACCUCAACUACAUGCAUCAGUUGGUCUCCGGCCAACUCCUCCUAAAUCCUUAAACAGACGUUUUGCGCUAGAAAAUAAUCUCAUAAAAGUAACUGUUGUUGCACCAUUUAAUCCAACAGCUUCUGAUGCUGUGCAUGCUGAGAGCAAAGUUAAUUCCUCCAAAAUUACAGAAAACCCCUCUUCCCUCAGGGAAGAGAUGAGAGAUAGUCCCACCUCGAGUGAGAGUGGACCCUGCACUGAAUCCAAAGGGGUCAGACCCAUUAAUUCCGCCCAGGACGGGCCUCUGUUCUCUUCUUCACAUGAUAACAUUCAACAAACUGUCUCUGAUAAAAACCUGCCUCGUAGUAAGAAACCUACACCUAUAUCCCCUCAGAUCUCAGACCGUCCAGAGACUCCGACUGCGGAGUCAACCUGGCAAAAUGAAGAAUCACAAAAAUCAAGUAGUUCUGAAACGGAGUUUUCGGUUGUUUCUAAUUCACCCAACAAAGAUAUUUGUGGCAAAGAUUCUGGGAAGAUGAAAGCCAAUGAGAAAAGACUAGGCAAAGUCAUUCCUGUUCUACAAACUAAAACCAGGACAAGUGUUCCGACAUUUUCACAAUCGGAUCUAGAGCAUCAGAAGCAAAUUUAUCUCAAGAGGGUCAUUGCUCAUAUAGAAGAUCCAAUGGACUCCAGCCAAGGUGCCUUGGGAGAGCUGUACGCCUUGAUGGAUCAAGUUCAUCAUAUGCAGAACCCCAAGCGGCAGCACCCUUCAGAUCUGACCAUGCGAAACUACGCCCGGUACCGACAGAAUCCUCCACAGAAAUACAGCCUGAAUCAGUGGGUUGACUGGAAUAAGCGGAGCUACCACCGGUUCCAGCACCUCCCCGACUUAUCGUACAGUCCGUUUGUCUCAUCCCAGCAGCAGUGAGGGUCCCACGCCAGGGCCCUGGCCAGAGGAGCAGCUCCUUCUCUUCUGCUGUUUGUGCUUGUAGAUUUUGAGCUUUAUUUUUCAUAAGAUUUUAUUUAAACAACUUGUCACCUUUUGGAAAUGCCUGUUGCUGACUUGAAUUUUUUUUUUUUUGUAUGCGAUAUCUCCUAUUUUUAUGUUAUUAUAUAUGUGUGUUUAAAUAAUGUUAAAUUGAUACCUUUUGUUUUUUUAAGUUGAAAGUGGCUGCCUCCUGAAAGCCAACAUUGAGCCAAAAUGCCCAGGCUCCUGAGCACAGAAGUAAAAUGUCUCCUGGUGCCUCAGACAAGUCACCCUGCUGGUGUGAGGCACUGCUGAUUGGUGCUGACUACUUGGGGAUGGCCGUGCCACUUUUAACACCGUCUGUUACUUUUUUUUUGUUUGGAUUUCUGAAUAACUGUCAGUAUUUAAAGUUGGCAAUCCAGGACAUUUGAAGUAGAAGAAAAUUCUGUUGAAAGGGUGAAUUAAAAGUGCAGAGCCUCAUCUUUCUGUACCCCACAGCUGCGUUUAUUACUAUGUGGCUUCGUCAGUUGUUGUUAAGCUUUGUACAAUAGCAUUCCCAAAUCUCCGUGUCCUAAAAGGCUGCUGACUAACCUUAAGUUUAAUGUCACAAGGAAUACAUUGUGGUGUUGGGGCCAUCUCCACUACCCCUCGAGGAUGUUCCCCCAGUGCCCCUUGCUUAAGCUUGUCCUCUCAGUCCUCCUGCCCCCUUGCUGCAGAGCUGCCUGCCCGGGGUCUUGGCUCAGCAACAGGCAGUGCCACUGAGCUACAGCUGCUCUGCAGUGUCAGCUGCUGAACCCCAAUUCUCAUAUGAGCUAAUGGUUGAAGUUCCACGUGUGUGUGUCGGGGAGCCCCCCCUCUUGUGGGAGGUGGGAGAGUUGGGAGACAUGCUUCUUCAUCUCCAUUGUUAGCGAGAGGACAUUACCUCCUUGCAUCCGCUCAAGGCCCUGUCGCGAGGUUUCACAUGACUGCUCUGGGGGUCCGACCCACCUGACACAAGCUUUUGUACAUAAACAUAACUUGAUCUCCCCAUUUGGUGUUCUAACCAAAGGUGACAGAUUGUGUUCAUCUGACUUGGAUGGAUGUCUUAUCAGUGUGUCAUUCUUUCUUUGCAGACAGCCUAGGUGUCAUUUUGGGCAGUUUCACAUUAGAAUUGUUAGCUGCCUGGAACAGCUGCUGUAGUUGCUGUCGUCUCUGGUUUGGUUGAAUUACCUGUCCUGUCCUGGCAUUUCAGUCACCCAUCUCAGGCAGCCCUACCCCAUUACAGAAACUGAUUGGGAAAAUCUGGAUUCUUUAAGCUCCCUCUGAAUCUGGAUAGGUGUCCGUAAGCGUUUCCUCUUUUGCUUCAUUCUCUUUUCCUUGGAUAUUUGGUUUAGAUUCUGGGGCCAAAAUACAAAUUCCUAUUUGGAGGUUAAUAGUAAAAAUGUGUUAUUUCAGUUGACAUAAUUGGCAUUUCCUUUGUUGGUCACGUCUUCAGGCUGCUCUAAGUCAGCCCAAAUGGAGCGAGAUGUGCCAGCCAUCCACCUUUGGGAUCAUAACAACUAAAAGGAAGUGUAGCUAGAGUAGUUAACCUUGCAGCUUCGGGUUCCCCACAUUAAACCCAAGAAUGUAAAGGGACAGUAUUUUGCUCAUGUCAAAAUCUAGCCCCCAGUACAGAGUUUUAAGACUAAAUGUGUAAUGGGAGCAUUGCCUUUGCCAAAUCGAAUGAGUGACAGGUUAACUAGAAAACGUGACAAUCACAGUUCCUCUUAGCUCAAAUAAUUCUGUUUUUCCAAAGCUUUCACAGCUUGAUUAAAUCCGUUGGGCUGGGGCGAGAUGGAAGGAGGGGAAGAGAGCUAACAGAGCGUUCUUUCAGAAGAAAAGAAACCAAAGGAAACCCAUUCUUUGGCAUGUUUGCCUUAAAAACGGUGGUAGAUAGAAUCUGGAGGUUGAAUCUUUUCAAGCUACAUGUCUUAUUUGGUGUCGGCCUCUCAGUCUAGCAUUUCAGGUGGAAUUCUUGCUGUAUUGGAAUCUAAGUAGAGUUAUGUGCAUUUAAGUGCCUCCCUAGCUUUGUUCAUCCGUGGGAUUCUCACCACAGGGGUCUUGAGCAAGCAGAGUAAAAUGUGCCAUUCUGUUGACUUGUGCAUAAGGAGCCUACGAUAACCUGUGUCUUUGCAUUGAAUGCAGGUCCUGAUUUACUUGCAUUGUCAUCAGGAGCAAUUAUGAAACUCGUUUGGUGCCUCCUCUUUAUCAUGUUUUUUUUUUUUUACCCUCUUGUAGCAGUUGUGUUUAAUGUCAUUAAAAAGAAAUAAAAGUU